AUGAGUAAAAGGAACCCCCAUGACUUUGACUCAUUCUGGGUCCACAAGUUGCCCCCAGAGAAAGCUGCUCGGACAAAUCUGGAUGGAAAGAAAUUGAGCUCAGAGGCCAGAAAUUUCUCCUACAUGGUGAGCGACUUCAUCCUCUUGGGUUUCCCUUGCCGCUGGGAAAUACAGAUCUUCCUUUUCUCCAUAUUCUUUAUGACUUACAUCCUGACUCUGCUCGGAAAUAUGGCCAUCGUAUGUGCAGUGCGCUGGGACCACCGUCUCCACACCCCCAUGUACAUUCUGCUGGCCAACUUCUCCUUCCUGGAGAUAUGCUAUGUCAACUCUGACGUGCCCAACAUGCUGGCCAACUUCCUCUCCAGGACCAAAGCCAUCUCCUUCACCCGGUGCCUCCUCCAGUUGUACUUCUUCUUCUCACUGGGCACAACUGAGUGCUUAUUUCUCUCCAUCAUGGCCUAUGACCGGUUCCUGGCCAUCUGCCGCCCCCUGCACUACCCCACUAUCAUGACUACUAAGUUCUGUAAUGGCCUGGUCAUCUUUUGCUGGGUCUAUGGUUUCCUCUGGUUUCUGAUCCCAGUGAUACUCAUCACCCAGCUGCCAUUUUGUGGCCCAAAUGUGAUUGAUGACUUUCUGUGUGACCUGGGUCCCCUGCUGACCCUGGCUUCAGCCUGUGUCCCUAUCCCAGGGACAGUUCUCAUAUGUGGAACCAUGAGCUCCCUCCUCAUUUUUGCUACCUUUUUCUACAUAAUAGGCUCCUACACACUGGUGUUGAGGGCUGUGAUACAGGUGCCCUCUGCUGCCGGCCGGAAGAAGGCCUUCUCCACCUGCUCCUCACACUUGGCUGUCGUGUUUCUAUUCUAUGGAUCAGUCAUGAUGACAUACGUGAGUCCAGGGUCAGGACAAGCAGAGGGUAUGCAGAAGUUCACAACUUUGUUCUACUCAGUUUUGACCCCUUUUUUCAACCCCAUGAUCUAUAGCCUUCGGAAUAAAGAAAUGAAAGAUGCCUUAAAGAAAGUUCUAGGAGGUUCCCCAAAUUGA
Messenger RNA from Marmota flaviventris (yellow-bellied marmot), 1041 nucleotides. Its product is annotated as olfactory receptor 11H6-like. Gene Ontology annotation, cellular component: membrane. The record is from RefSeq and is a predicted model, not a curated record. NCBI's taxonomy places the organism in Eukaryota, Metazoa, Chordata, Mammalia, Rodentia, Sciuridae. Gene Ontology annotation, molecular function: G protein-coupled receptor activity; olfactory receptor activity. Gene Ontology annotation, biological process: G protein-coupled receptor signaling pathway.